AUGGUCGAGCAUGUGUUGCACUUGCCGAAAUUGCAGGAGGAGACGCUGUCUCUGUUGUCGGAGUGCUUGGCGUCCGGAAGAGUCCCGCGGCGGUGGAAGACGGGUAAGCUCGUGCUUCUCCGGAAGCCCGGGCGCCCGGCCGACUCGCCGUCGGCCUACCGCCCCAUCGUGUUGCUCGACGAGGCGUGCAAGCUGUUCGAGCGAGUGCUCGCUGCGCGUCUCGUCGCGCACAUGGAGGCGGUUGGGCCCAAUUUGAGCGGCGGCCAGUUCGGCUUCCGUCGCGGGCGGUCCACCAUUGACGCCAUCACCCGAUUCAGGGACAGGGUCGAGGAGGUUGUCGGCCACGGGGGAGUGUUGUUGGCGGUGUCGCUGGACAUCGCGAACGCCUUCAACACGAUCCCCUGGCCGACAAUCGCGGAGGCGCUGAGGUACCACCGCGUCCGGUACCUCAGGCGAGUCCUUGCGGACUACUUCGUCGACCGGGCCAUAUUUUAUCCGGCCCGAGACCAGGUAGUCCGCAGGGACAUGACGUGCGUUCUUUGUUAUGCCGACGACACCCUGGUCACCGCGCGGGGCCCAACGUUCCGGGACGCGGGCGUGCUCGCAACUGCGGGCACGGCCCACGUGGUGCGCCGCAUCAGGGCCCUGGGCCUCAACGUGGCCCUCGAGAAGUCCGAGGCCAUGUUCUUCCAUGGGCCUCGGACUAAGCCCCCCCGCGGCUAUUCCAUCGUUGUGAGCGGCACCCCCAUUGCUGUCGGGGGGACUAUGAAAUAUCUUGGUCUCGUCCUCGACAGCCGAUGGGGGUUCGGUGAGCAUUUCCGGAUACUUGCACCAAAGCUGGUGAAGUAUGCGGGAAUGCUCACCAGGCUGCUCCCCAACUGUGGGGGAGCGGGCGGUGUAUGCCGCCGCCUAUACGACGGUGUGGUGCGCUCUAAGGCGCUCUACGGAGCGCCCAUUUGGGCGUCGAAGCCCCUGAGCAAGGAUAACAUGGUCCUGUUGCGACGUGCGCAACGGACCAUGGCUCAGCGGGCCUCCAGAGCGUAUCGCACCGUCUCGUACGAGGCGGCGUGCCUCAUCUCCGGGAGCCUCCCUUGGGACCUCGAAGCCGGGGUCCUGGCGGAGGUUUACCGGAGAAGGGCCCUGAUGCGGCAUAGAGGUGAAGAACCCCUCCCGGAAGAGAUCGUACGCUGGAGAAAGGAAGGACGUGACGAUCUCUUCCGGCGAUGGGAGGAGAGGUUGGCGGACACCUCGGUGAGCAGGCGACUCGUCGAGGCUGUCCGCCCCGUCCUGCGCCAGUGGGUGGAGGCGAAGCACCGGGAGCCGACUUACUUCCUGACGCAGCUUCUCAUAGGGCACGGCUGUUUUGGCCGUUACCUGUGUGAAGUUGUGGGAAUUGAGUCGGAUCCCGGUUGCCGACAUUGCGCGACCGGCGCCGUGGACACGGCCGAGCAUACGCUCGCCGUGUGCACGGCCUGGGACGCUCAACGCGCCACACUCACUGGCGCAAUAGGACGCGAUCUGUCGCUGCCGGCCGUUGUUAGAUCGAUGGCCGACAGCGAGCAGAGCUGGGCCGCCAUCGCCUCGUUUGCACGCGAGGUGAUGGCGGCCAAGAGAGAAGCCCUGCGGGAACGGGAACGCGCCAGCGAAACGCUGCCGCCCCGCAGGGCCCCAGCGAGGGGCCGCCGGCGUACGAGCGACGGAGCUGAGUGGUCAACGGAGCUGUACGGCAACGAAGCCGUGCUGAGCGACGAGCGGGUCGGCUGUGCUGAGCCGAACGGACUGCGGUCGGCGGAACGGAUCGGAGCAAGUUCCAAGUUGGACGUUGAGACUAGGAAGCAGUGGGAACUCCAGGUUAGUCAAUCUUGCGAUGAACUUCCUAGCUUCAAAACUUUUCGGGACUUCUUGGAAAAACGUUUUCGAGCUCUUGAAUUUUUAGAACCACAGAGUAGCAAGUCCAGUAGCAGUACUAAAUCAUUGCAUGUAGUUUCAAAAAUAUCCUGUCCACUUUGUUCUGAAGAGCAUCUCUUGUGUCGUUGUAAAAGGUUUAUUCAGGAAACAGUCGAUCAGCGUCGCCAGAUAGCUAAAAAUCACGGAAGCAUCACUGUACAUCCUAAAUCGGCCCCGGGUAGGGGACCGACUGCGGAUAUACAGAACAACUCGCACGGGAGGUGCACCGGCAAUAAUCAACGGUGCACCCCCAAUGCGGAGCACGGGGAAAUAAAACCACCUAAUGCUGAUUUUAUUUAUUUGUGCGUACAAGCGUACAAUCACACUCUUUUGCACCAAAAAUUCGAUCCUAAUACGGAGGCGGACUCUUCCGCACCCGUCACCAGUGCUAAUAAGGAACCACCACAGAACGAGUCCAAGGCUGAACCUCAUAUUUCACGGGAGUGA
Messenger RNA from Papilio machaon (common yellow swallowtail), 2394 nucleotides. RefSeq lists its product as uncharacterized. The transcript has 7 exons. The record is from RefSeq and is a predicted model, not a curated record. The coding region runs from base 1 to 2394 and encodes 797 amino acids. NCBI's taxonomy places the organism in Eukaryota, Metazoa, Arthropoda, Insecta, Lepidoptera, Papilionidae.